CAGAGACCCACAGACUCACACAGCGACCCCACAGACUCACACAGAGACCCACAGACUUACACAGAGACACCUUCGAUUAUAAGCACGAUUAGCGACGUACGGUGCAUAAGAAGUUCAAAUUACAUGCAUGAAAUUUGAGUGUGUCAAGAGUGCCUAGCGGGCACGCAGUGGACUGUGAACUGCACUACGAAUCCGGCGACCCGAGUUCAAUUCCCACUCAAGGUCACCGACUCCAGUGACGAUUAUCUGCACCGGUCUUGGGCCUCCCUCUAGGUCCACUCUGCCACAAAAUGAGACCCGGGUGCGGUGGUGUGUAGUAAAGACCGCCAGUGGGGAGACAAAGGCGGCCGGGCGUGUUGCUGGCCACCCACCACUUCGUGUGUCACAGUGCCGGCCUUCACAGCGUCCUACUUGCUGAGCUGCUGGUAUGGAGAGGCCCAAACUGUUGCCGGUGCAUGGAGUCGCCAUGCUGGACUUCAUAGCGAGGGAGUGGAGCCUGGUGGAGUCGUUUAAAGCCAGGCCCGGAGACCUCCUGAUAGCAACUUACCCCAAGGCGGGUACGACGUGGAUCCAGGAGAUCGUGGAUCUGAUUCAGAGUGGAGUAGACGUGGAACACUGCAAACGUGGCCCCGUGUACGAAAGGAUCGUCUUCAUGGAGUGGACGGGCGAAAAUUACAUGACGUCUCGCAAAGGAGUGGAGGUGCUGAAUGAUUUGCCGUCUCCUCGCACGAUCAAGACUCACCUGCCCUACCAGCUGGUGCCUCCCUCAUUUUGGGAAAACGAUUGCAAGGUGAUCUACAUCGCACGUAAUGCCAAGGACAACGCCGUAUCCUCCUUCCACUUUGAACGAAUGAACAAGUUGCAGCCGGAGCCCGGCACCUGGGAGGAAUACCUGCAUCGUUUCAUAACUGGCAAUGUGUGCUUCGGCCCGUGGUAUGAUCACGUGACCGGGUGGUGGAACGUGAGGGAGCGGCAUCGGAUUCUCUACCUCUUCUUCGAGGACAUGAAGGAAGACCCCAUGUGUGAGGUGUCCCGCAUCGCCGACUUCCUGGAGCGGCCACUGUCCGAGCAGCAGCUGCGUGAGGUGGUGAAGCUCAGCACCUUCACCAUGAUGCGCGACAACCCCAUGACGAACUACAGCACCUUGCCCACCGAGUUCUUGGACCACUCCGUGUCGCCCUUCAUGCGCAAGGGGGAUGUGGGUGACUGGAGGAAUCACUUCUCUGCGGCUCAGCUGGAGGUCUUUGAGCAGGACUACAAAGAGAAAAUGGCCGCCACUGACCUGCGCCUGAGGGACAGCCUGCCCUGAAGGCCCGCAUCUCUCCCUCUGAUCCUGACUGUAUCCAUUAUCUUAUUUGGCUUUAAGUAAUGAUAAUAAUACUAAUUUCACAAUAUAUAUAGCGUCAUUCAUGCUCAUUGCAUUCCAAAAUGCUGUACAAUAAUUGUGUCCAGAAUUGCAUUUAGGGCUGAAUCCUCCAGGUAAUAAUAAUGUUGGGUUACCACUCUCUGAGUUACAAAAAAUUCGAGACAUAUCAUGGGGAAGAAGGCAAUCUCACAAUUCCAGAAGAGGUGAGAAAUUCAUGUCAAUACCUUUCUUGAGCUGCGCAAUAUAAGUAAUAUGAAAUUGACUUGAAAGUAUAAUUGAUAAUCGAUUAUGCGGCGCACGAUUAUCUGGUUUCCAAUAUUACCUGGUGGUCUCGGGCCAAUACGGCGAAACCGGUAAAACUGCCCUAGUCCUGAGAUGGUCAAACAAAAUCUAAUUGUUGUUGUUGAAACAAGAGCGUAGUACUACCCCAUGCACAGUCUUUCAGAUUGGAGUGGUAAGGUACGGUAAACACUGUACAUUUUACAGUUGGAUAUUUUGGGUUACACUUGAAUUUUUUAAAUUUUAUUUUAUGAUUUAAUCUGAGAUUAGUUUUACCUGGCUUUUUUUAUCCACUUUUGGUUCAUCUGGGUAUUAUCUGGACUUGAUUCAUUUGUAUCUGGCAUGGUUGUAUCUGCUAUGUUAUGGACUUAUACACACAGAGAUUGAAAUAAAUGUAACUUCACUCAAGUCACUCGUGCCAGGUUCAUAAUUGGACAAUAAUCACGGUGGUUGCCACGAUACAACAAUAGCACGAGUUCACUAUCUGGUGGUAAAGCAUAAAAGUGGUUUGAGUGAAACGUCAUUGCAUGAUGAUGUCAAAUUCAAUCACGAAAUAUGAAGACAUCGGAUCAGGGGCUUUAUUGGUCAUGAUCUGAUCAGCAGAUUGGCACGUAAAAAUAAUGUAUAUUUGUGAACGUGAUAAUCGCUGUCAAGUAGUGUAGGAAUAAUGUGGACAUUUUUUAGCAUUCCACUCCUACUGCGAGGCUAUGAAAACCUAUGUUCUAAGUGUACAUGUUUAGCUUGUGAAAUUAGUUAUACAGCUUCUUGGUUCUUUCGGUAAAGUCACGUAGAAGGGAAGUAAUAAAAUAAUAAAAAUAAAACAUAAUAAAACAAUUCUCACGACGUUUCGGCCACAAUGCAAGCAGCCGUCCUCAGGUGAAACCAGGUCUGCCGAGGCGACAGCGUCUGAAUUAAACAGCACACGUGCUUGGAGCAUAUAUGUAAUGCGAGCAAGGAAUGAGGGGGCGGAGUCUGGGUCUCGUGAGGAGAAGGAGGAAUCUGGGUCACGUGAGGGAGAGGAUUUAGGGGGAGAACCGGAAGGGAUCAGGGAGUUGAGAAGGAGUGGAAACAGGAGGAGGCCACGCUGGGCAGUGGCGAGAGAGUGGCGCGAUUGCCACGUGGUGGAAGGUCACGGCACCGUCGGCCAGCGGUGUACGUGGGGCACAGCAGAGCUAGUGGAGUGUGGGAAGCUAGCCAGGCGUGAAGAGCUGGCAGAGUGUGCGGGGCACACAGAGCAGCAGUGUGGCUGCAGAGCGGAGCAGCGGUGUGGCUGCAGACGGAGCAGCAGUGUAGCUGCGAAACGGAGCAGCAGUGUGGCUGCAGGGUGUACGGUGGAGGAGGCGCGGGUCUGA
Messenger RNA from Lethenteron reissneri (Far Eastern brook lamprey), 2997 nucleotides. Its product is annotated as sulfotransferase 1 family member D1-like. NCBI's taxonomy places the organism in Eukaryota, Metazoa, Chordata, Hyperoartia, Petromyzontiformes, Petromyzontidae. The record is from RefSeq and is a predicted model, not a curated record. Gene Ontology annotation, molecular function: sulfotransferase activity.